GUUGCGAUCUUUUCCACCAGGUUUAAAUGGUCCUUGACCCUGUUGGGGUGGUGGUGGCGGGUAAACGAGCGACAGGUGCAUGCAGUAAUGAUUAUUAAUUGUUGUGUCAUCAAAGAGAGUAUAACGCAUUGUUAAUGGGAAAUUGAUUCUCCGGUCGUAACGGUGGAGCGUCGGCAAAUGCAUUACUCGAAGCAAUUUCAGUGUUGUGCUGCGGCGAAUAUGUAAUAUGGAAUUAUUUGCUUGUACUUUACAUUUUUAAUUUAAAUCUAUCAGGGGAAAAAACUAGUGCAUUGCAAAUAGCAACAAGUGCGUAAAUCGUUCGUGCGUAAUGCGCAACCAUAAUUUGACAUAUGAAAGCGCCUGACACGUAUGCAAGCAAUGCGUUUAGAAAAUUCAAAAUUCAAAUCUCACCUAAUGCUCACUUGACAACGUGUUUUUAAAGCGUGCUUGCGCCGAUUGUUAGUGUCUUGCGUCAGUUUUGGUUUGCACACUCACGAAGAUGAUAUGCAGAUUCGCUUGUGUUUCCAUUUUUUUUUUCGUGCGUAAUCAUACCGGAAAUACUCAACGCAUCUGCGACGCGGUAUAAAACCAAGAAGCAAACAGAUGAAGUGACAACAUUUGUAAAACAGCGCGAUAUAAAGCCGAUUCGGCGAAAACGCACUUGCCAUCGUUGAAUUCCGGAUCAUGGCAAACGGUACCUGCCAACGGAAGUGUACACAGUGUGUGUGAAUUGGAAGGAAGAAAGAAAAAACAUUACAUUGACGAAAAGAUGAACAUACUGGUCGUCACCUUCACCGUCGUCCUGACGGUUUACAUUGUGCUGUCGACCGCAUUCGAAAUACCGGAUCGUUACAAAAAGCCGGCCAAAAUGUUGCACGAAAUUUGCUUGGCAGAAUCGGGCGCAUCGGAGGAGCUCCUGCGCCAAUGUUUGGACGGAACGGUACAUAAUGAUCCGGCUGUGAAGUGUUACAUACACUGUCUGUUCGACAAGAUCGAUGUUAUCGAGGAGGAUACGGGACGCAUCUUGUUGGAUCGAUUGCUGUACAUCAUCCCGGACGAUGUGAAGGAAGCGGUGAAUCAUUUAACACGCGAAUGUAGUCACAUCGUUACUCCGGAUAAAUGUGACACCGCCUACGAGACAGUGAAAUGUUACUUCAAUGCGCACGAUGAGGUGAUCAAGUUUUGUCACCUUCUGGUGAUGGAAUGAAAGUGAUUAUUGGCCAUGUGCUUAAUUUUCAUUAUUUAUAGCACAUUCUAUGUACAGUUUCAGCAUGCGAAUUAAGCUCACAUCUCUAUUCAGCUUAAAUUUUUACCUCUAGACUACUCACUAAGGACAGCCAACGUGUACAGGACCCAACAUAAUGGUGGGUUUAAUUUGAAAAUAUAAAUCAAAGAAUACCGAAACAAUUGCCA
Anopheles funestus (African malaria mosquito) is the source of this 1413-nucleotide messenger RNA. RefSeq names its product general odorant-binding protein 69a (gene Obp69a). The record is from RefSeq and is a predicted model, not a curated record. The transcript has 3 exons. Gene Ontology annotation, molecular function: odorant binding. NCBI's taxonomy places the organism in Eukaryota, Metazoa, Arthropoda, Insecta, Diptera, Culicidae. The coding region runs from base 770 to 1207 and encodes 145 amino acids. Gene Ontology annotation, biological process: sensory perception of smell.